GGACAGCCGGCGAAGUGAAGGAACACCGAACCCCAAACUGAUUGGAUUGGCUAAAGAAUUUGACAAUGUCGACGGUGUACGUAUUGGAGCCGCCGACGAACGGGAAAGUGAUAUUGAACACCAAUUACGGGCCGCUGGACAUUGAGCUAUGGCCAAAAGAAGCUCCGAAGGCCGUCAGAAACUUCGUCCAGCUUUGCGUCGAAGGUUACUACGAUAAUACCAUCUUCCAUCGGAUUAUCAAGUCCUUCCUCGUCCAAGGCGGCGACCCGACUGCCACUGGCCAAGGAGGCGAGAGCAUAUAUGGUGGUGUGUUUGCUGAUGAGUUCCAUUCACGUUUAAGAUUUAAGCAUAGGGGUCUGGUUGCAUGUGCUGGUGCUGGUUCACCAAAUACAAAUGGAAGCCAAUUCUUUAUAACCUUGGAUCGUUGUGAUUGGCUUGACAAAAAGCAUACUAUUUUUGGAAAAGUUACUGGAGAUUCCAUAUAUAACCUUCUAAGAAUAGGUGAAGUUGAGACUGAUAAGGAUGAUAGGCCAUUGGAUUCUCCCCCAAAAGUACUUUCCGUUGAGGUAUUGUGGAAUCCAUUUGAGGAUAUUGUUCCCAGGGUAGCCUCUUCAAAGUCCUCGCAGUCUUCUAAAGUUGAAACUGAGAAGAAAGACACCAAGCAGAAAGCUACAAAAAAGUUGAACUUGCUUUCAUUUGGAGAUGAAGCAGAAGAGGAGGAGAAGGAAUCGGCUAAUGUCAAGACCCGGAUUAAGAGCAGUCAUGAUGUAUUAGAUGAUCCACGUCUUCUGAAAGAGGAGAAUCAUACUGAUGAUGUGAAAGCAUCUGAAGUUAAAGCUACAAGGGAUAAGCAGUUGACAGUCAGAGAGGCUUUACGUUCAAAAAGGGAAGAACCACAGGGACAAUCAGAUGCCAAGUUGCCUGAAGUUUCUGAUUUUAGUGAUGAAGAUGAGGCUAACUUUGAUGCAAGGAUGCGUCAGCAGAUACUGCUGAAAAGAAAGGAGCUUGGUGUUCUUCCAACUGAACAAAAGAAGGAUAAGGGAGGUUAUGGUAGUGCAAGUCCAAGAAACCGGACAUUGUCUCCCCCAAGGUCCCAUGUAGAAAGUGAUGAUGACCGACCAAAGGUGGAGAAAUUGUCCUUGAAGAAAAAGGGACUGGGCUCAGAGGCUAGAGCUGAACUCAUGGCUAAUGCAGAUGCUGACCUACAGUUGAUGAACAAUGCUGAACGUGAAAGACAGCUACAGAAGCAAAAGAAGCGCAGACGCCAAGGACAUGAGGAUGAAGUGCUGAAGAGACUGGAAAAAUUCAAGGCAGCAUUUUCUUCCAAAUCCAAUGGAUUGAAAGAUGAAGAUGCAGGUGGUAAGGAUGAUGUACCAGAAUGGAUGGGGGUUCAGCUUAAGUUUGCUCCUGACCCUGUCAAGGAUAAUAUGUCUCGGAGCGAAGAUCCAAAUGACUAUGUGGUUCACGAUCCUCUUCUGGAAAAAGGUAAAGAGAAGUUCAACAAGAUGCAAGCCAGACAAAAGCGACGUCAAAGAGAGUGGGCUGGCAAAUCUCUUACGUAGAUACUGCAUCUGAUGACUUGUAAAAGUUUCCGAGUACCCAAAGAGAGUUCGUAGAUCCUGUAAAUGUAGCUACGAAGGUGAAUUUGCACCCAGAACACAUUUGUUGAUUAUUUACUAACAGCUUUGGAAAGAUAGGCUAAGCCAUGAGAUAACUACAAUUUUACAUACUUGUGGCAGUAUAGCAAUAGAUUUAUGGGCUAAUUUCACUUUGCACCUUA
Coffea eugenioides is the source of this 1780-nucleotide messenger RNA. Its product is annotated as peptidyl-prolyl cis-trans isomerase CYP57. The coding region runs from base 66 to 1562 and encodes 498 amino acids. The record is from RefSeq and is a predicted model, not a curated record. Lineage: Eukaryota; Viridiplantae; Streptophyta; Magnoliopsida; Gentianales; Rubiaceae. Gene Ontology annotation, cellular component: catalytic step 2 spliceosome. Gene Ontology annotation, biological process: protein peptidyl-prolyl isomerization; protein folding. Gene Ontology annotation, molecular function: peptidyl-prolyl cis-trans isomerase activity. The transcript has 10 exons.